AAUCUGAGCUUGAUUCGCUUAGGCAAGAAAAUGCUAGACUUAUAGCCAAGAUUAGUGGGAUUGAGAGUGAGAAGUUGGAGAUGAAAUGGAUAUUUGAGGCUAGAACCGAUAAGUUACAUAAUACUAUAGCAGAAUUUACAACCAAGAUUGGAAAACUUAAUGCUGAAAUAGUGGAGCUAAAGAAAAAUAAUACCCUUUCAAACAUGAGUGAACAGAAAGUAUCAGAAGAAAUAAGUAAUUGUUUGCUUAAACAAACACUAAUACCAGAUGUACCACCUACCAAUAAACUUGAAUCUAUUAUAGCUCAGCCUGAGCAGUAUAAUCCUAAUGUGGAAGAUACUUUCUUGGACGAGGUAUACAAGAAAAGUGUUAGUGAUGAGAUAAAAGAAGAGGAUGAAAAACAGCCGAAAGGUGCUUCACAUGUGACUGAAAUUUCAGCGAAUAUUGAUCAGCUAAAAUAG
Funneliformis mosseae is the source of this 461-nucleotide messenger RNA. The record is from the annotation of a GenBank genome assembly. Lineage: Eukaryota; Fungi; Glomeromycota; Glomeromycetes; Glomerales; Glomeraceae.